Molecule: messenger RNA, 285 nt
Organism: Dentiscutata erythropus
Lineage: Eukaryota; Fungi; Glomeromycota; Glomeromycetes; Diversisporales; Gigasporaceae
Source: the annotation of a GenBank genome assembly
GAUAUUGAGAAAAAAAGGAAAAGAACCAGGGCGGAUGAAGUUCCAGAAGGAGAAAAGAAAGGUGUCAUCAUUUGUCGUUAUUGUCCUCAAUCUUUUACACGAAGAAAUUGUUAUCAAAAUCAUUUAACAAACCAUAAAAAUAUAUCUGUAAGAGAACGAACAUCUCUAUCUAGUAUCUUUUAUAGCAACGCUAAUGAAGCUGAUAGAAAUCAUAGAACUAGUAAAACUAGUAAUUAUAAAAAUGAAACUAGUGAAAUUAAUCUUGAACAUGUUCAACAAGACUAG